Molecule: messenger RNA, 1848 nt
Organism: Closterium sp. Naga37s-1
Lineage: Eukaryota; Viridiplantae; Streptophyta; Zygnematophyceae; Desmidiales; Closteriaceae
Source: the annotation of a GenBank genome assembly
AUGUCACACACCGCCGCCGAUAUUGCUCCGCUGAAGCCGAAGCGGCGGGAAGAGCAGGCUGAACCUUGCAAAGCCGCAGCACCGCGUUUUGAGUUGCAGCACCGCAGCACCGCAGCAACAGCCACUCAAAACAAGCUGCAGGAAGAGCAGCCGGCUGAAUAUUGCAAGGCCACAGCGCUGCCGCAUCACAUCGUCUUUCAGGAGAGCUUCGACGGCGACGAGUCAACGGUCGGCAACGGGUGGAACGAUGGCUCAUUCGACGAACCGCCCGCCAUUCUCAACUUCCACGUGCGCCCUGUGCGUGACGGGGGAUGGCGAUUCACCCUCCUUGUGCCCUUGGUGCUCGUACUCCUCGGAAUCUACAGCUUCUUCACUGCCCUGUUCACCGAACUUUUCGGCUCCUCGGGUUCCAAGGGCAUUGCCCUCCUUGAGCCAUUCCCCUGUCGACAAGUCCUCUCUCUCAUCGUCUCUCCCUUGGCGCUCCUCCUCCUCUUCGCCCUCAGCCUCCCCCUCCCCCUGCUGCUCCUCUCGUGCUUCCGACGAGUCUCCGCUAGCACCGUAAAGACUUGUCUGCUCCUCGUCGCGGUGAGCUGCGCUCUGCAAGGCGCCGUUGCUGGCCCCGCAUGGUGGCCGGUGCUGCAAGACCAAAGUGCUGCGGAAGGGAGCAUGGGAGGCGUGGGAGGGGGCACGGGAAGCAUGAUAGGCAUGGCAGGCAUGGCAGGCAUGGGAGAGGGCAUGGGAGGCAUGGGAGGGGGGCUCUCAGUACCAGCAGCUGCUGGAGUUAUUCGCUUCAUCCUCCGUCCUCUCCUCCUCAUCAAGAUCGUUUUCUUGUUGCUCCUCAGUGCCGCCGCAGUGCUACUUGUUCUGCGCUGCAGCGCACACCUGCUGCCCGCGGCCUCGGCCAUCACACACACCACGCACGCAACCAUCAGCCGGGCGCCUGUCGUCCUCCUUAUUCCGCUCCUCGUUAUGCUCGCAGCGUCGUUCCUGGGCCUCCCUUUGAUGUAUUACGCUUACUCCAACACCAAUGUCCUCCUCUUGGCCAUCCUUAUUCUCACUUUGCUUUUCCUUUUCAAAGUGCUCUCAGCUCUUCUCACCUACUCCACAUCCGCUGUUUUCGCACGGCUGUAUGCCACAACCAGCAGCAGCAGCAGCAGCAGCAGCAGCAGCAGCAGCAGCAGCAGCAGUGAAAGCAGCAGCAGUGAAAGCAGCAGCAGCAGGAGCAGUGAGGACGGGAAGGAGGGUGAAAAGGAAGAGGGCGUGACAACUACAGGGCAGCUUCAAAAGCAGCUACAGCUCCUCUCCUCAGCGUUCACCCUCGCCUGCACCUCAUCCCUGGGCACCUGCUGUGCCAUUGCCUUCACCGCAAGCGUCCUCACCAUUCUCCAGGUCCUCCUCUCCGCCCUCCUCCUGGCCCUCUUUGGCCAGGGCAUUUUCGGCUGCCUGCUGGUGGCGCUGCUUCACUGCACAGCCGUUGCAAUCCGGUUUUUCCUCAACUGUCUCGUCCUCCCCACCAGUGCAGUGAGCGGCCAUGGCUUCUCUCGCUCCCUGCGCCUCUCUCUCAACGUCCUGCAGCGGUUUCUGGUGCCCAUUGUGGCUUCUAAUACUGCUAUGCUAGCCCCGCGAAUGGUUCUCAGUGGUCUGCUGAGCAUCGCAUAUCAAAUAGUCGCGCUCGUUGUGAUCUCCAAUGUAGUGCUCUCGUUCGUCCUCGCUACAGGUGUCUCCACUACAGUGCUGUGUUUCGCCUGGGACAAAAAGCUUGAGCCAGAAGAGUGCUCUGAUGUUGCUGGCCUGGUAACGGGUAGUUCCCUGUCGCUUGCUGAUAGCAAGGAGAGUAGUGCGGUGUAG